Molecule: messenger RNA, 960 nt
Organism: Aplosporella prunicola CBS 121167
Lineage: Eukaryota; Fungi; Ascomycota; Dothideomycetes; Botryosphaeriales; Aplosporellaceae
Exons: 1
Coding region: 388-960 (190 amino acids)
Source: RefSeq, a predicted model, not a curated record
CCCAACUCCACCUCUAAGCACAACACCGCCUCCACACCACCUAACCAUCUCAACAAGCAACUAGCAGUUGUCCUGCAUCCAGCAAAGUAUGCUAGAUCCAUUUGCUUUACAUCAAGAAACCAGAUCUAAAAAGCGAUCCCAGAUCGAUUUGCCUUGUCAUUGUGACACCAAACAAUCGCACACGAUCCCCAUCAACACUGUCUGCUGUCCACGCAAACCGAACCGUCUCGCAAACACAAACCCCAAAGGCAACGCCAGAACAGACGUAUAAAGAACUGCUUCUUCUUCUUGUCCUGCAAUUCACAUCCCACAACCUGUGUUCCAGAACCACAACCACAACAGUAUCACCAGACGAACUUCCAAACACCCUUACCAAAAACAACCACAAUGGACGAUUACGACAUCCCAAUUUUUCUCCUGCUUUUCCUCCUCUCCGAACUCACAACCUGCUAUCUCCUCCCCUACCUCCGCACCCAGCUACGGCGCCCCCCAGCACCAUCAGCACCACCACACCAACGCCAGCAGCCACACCCGCACCAGCAACCACCCCUGCACCCCCGACUAAACCAGCGGCUGCUCGACCCCAUCAUCAACCGCCCCAACAUCCCCUUCUUGCACAACCUCUGGACCGCAGAAGAGGCAUUAGAGAUCCGGCUCCUCGCAACCGAGCGACUAGCCGCGUUCAACAUCGUGUUCGCGCCGGAGGCGGACAUGCCGCUGCUAUGGGACGAGGAGCUGUACGGAGACCUUGGAGAAGAGUGGGAGAGGCCUGGGUGGGCAUUUGGGUUGCUGGACCCGGCGCUGCUGAGGGGCGGUAUGUAUCGCCGGCGAGCGGCGUAUGCGCCGCGUUAUUAUCCAGCGUUGGCACGGCAACCCCCGCCUCCGCCUCCGCCGCCCAUGCCGGGGGUCGCAAAUGAUUUAGCGCGGGAUAGGGAAAUUGGUGAAUGGUCACUGCCGUAG